GCGGCUAUUCCUAGUCAGCCUUCACCUUUCCUAGUCAGUAAAAACAUCCCUACCAGAGGGUACAGUUUCCUCAGUUCCUGGCAAGAGCUAAGAGAAGGCGAAAAAGCGCCACCGAAGCAGCACAAGGCAUAAGCAGGCUAAAUAACAAUAAAGCAGGAUAGCAUUUUGCCCCUACUUGCUUGGAAUUUAGGGCAAAGAGCUCGCGGGAUCUACAUAAGGCAAAGCCAAUUCUUGUUUGUAGUAUGCACUGUGAAGGGAGAAGUCCCUCCUCAAGAACAUAGCAGAAUUUCCAGCUGAAGAAAAGCACAGGUGACAAUGGAGGAGACGACAAAAAAGAAGUCAUUAUUGAUACUAUAUGCUUCGCAGACCGGAAAUGCAAUUGAUGCGGCCGAAAGAUUGGGCCGCGAAGCUGAGCGUCGAGGCUGUCCUGCACUAGUAUUAUCAGUUGACGAAAUUGAACCCACUUCUCUGCCUAAUGAGGACUUGGUGAUUUUUGUUGUUUCAACUACUGGCCAAGGAGACACUCCAGACUCCAUGAAGGUGUUCUGGAGGUUCUUGUUGCAACGUAAUCUUAGCCAAAGUUGGCUUAAAGGAGUUAAGUAUGCCGUGUUUGGGUUGGGUUGUUCUAGCUAUCAGAAAUAUAAUUAUGUUGCGAAGAAGCUUGAUAAGAGACUCUUGGAUCUCGGGGCCAUUCCGGUUAUUGAAAAAGGCCUGGGAGAUGAUCAACACCGUUCUGGGUAUGAAGGGGCUCUAGACCCUUGGAUAGCCACUUUGUGGAAUGCGUUGCACCAAAAUUAUCCUAUGAUAUUCCCAAAUGGUCUAGACUAUGAGACAUCACGUUUAGAGCUGAUGGAUCAACCUAAAAUAAAGAUUACAUAUCAUGAUGUUAAUGAUGCUGAUGUCAAGACAAAACUAGCAGUUGCAGAUCUGGGUUUUGUUGAGAUGCAGAUCAGCAGAGCUCGCUCAAUGUCCCCAGGAACACUUUUUGAAAAAACAACUCGCCCAGAUUGCUUUCUAAGAAUGGCAAAAAAUGACCAACUAUGUAAAGCAGGUUCUGGGAAAGAUGUACGCCACAUUGAACUGGAACCUGUUUCAUCUUCAAUCCAGUAUGAAGUUGGUGAUAUUCUUGAAGUUCUACCUGGACAAUGUGCUGCUUCAGUCGAUGCUUUUAUAAAGCGCUGCAAUUUGAACCCUUACUCAUAUAUCACAGUGCAUGCUAGAGAUAAAGACCAAAAGCUUGCUAAUAAGUCAAUAAGUAGUAUUGAUCUCCCUGUGCAGCUAAGUACUUUUGUAGAGGUUUCUAUGGACAUUGCAUCAGCCACUCCGCGGCGCUAUUUCUUUGAGAUCAUGAGUCACUUUGCCACAUCUGAACACGAGAAGGAGAAACUUCAGUAUUUCGCUUCAUCUGAAGGAAGAGAUGAUCUGUAUCAGUACAACAGCAAGGAAAGGAGAACGGUACUGGAGAUAUUGGUUGAUUUCCCUUCCGUUCAAAUGCCAUUUGAAUGGUUAGUUCAAUUGGUACCUCCAUUAAAAAAAAGAGCUUUUUCCAUCUCUUCCUCUCCAUUGGUUCACCCUAAUCAAGUGCAUCUAACUGUGAGCGUGGUCGCAUGGACAACACCUUAUGGAAGGAAGGUGAAGGGUCUUUGCUCUUCUUGGCUAGCUGGACUUGAUCCUCAAGGAGACCUUAUACCAGCAUGGUUUCAUAAAGGUUCUCUUCCUCCACCGCCACCCUCACUCCCUCUCAUUCUUGUGGGACCGGGGACUGGGUGCGCACCUUUCCGUGGGUUCAUAGAGGAAAGAUCUCUCCAGAGUAUAUCUUCCGACAACAAUUCUGCUCCAGUCAUCUUCUUCUUUGGUUGUAGAAAUGAAGAAAACGACUUCUUGUACAGAGAUUUUUGGGAGUCUCAUUCACAGAAAGGCAAAGUCCUGUCCGAAGAAAAAGGAGGAGGCUUCUUUGCUGCUUUCUCGAGAGACCAACCUCAGAAGGUUUAUGUGCAGCACAAAAUGAAAGAGCAAAGUGCAAAGGUGUGGAAACUGUUGGCCAUGGGAGCCGAUGUCUAUGUUGCUGGCUCUGCAAGUAAGAUGCCCUCUGAUGUUCUUUCGGUAUUUGAGGAAAUUGUGUCAAAAGAAAGUGGGGUUUCCAGGGAAGAUGCGGUGAAGUGGCUUCGAGCGUGGGAAAGGAAUGGUAAAUACCAUGUUGAAGCUUGGUCUUGAGCUCUCUGCUCAUUUCCCGGAUUUUGUACUAUCUUAUUAGUUUUAUUCUUGCUAUUACUUCACCAAUUCUUGUGUAGCCUAUUUACACAACAACAGCUUCCCUGCAUCAAGGCUGUAUAUUUUUUUUCUCAAGAAAAUCAAGCUAUUUUUUAGUACAUAUAAUAGAUGAAAAAGAACACAGAAAUGUUUAAGAGCCAUGUAUACGAUUUUACAGGCAUUCACUAAUUAAUUAAGUUUUGAACAAUGUAUUUUAUUGUUCAAUAUUUUUAUGAUUUUUGUUAUUCAUGUAAGUCUGUAAAUCUGUAUUCUCUGAACUCGCCAAUAAAUAUUUUUAUGGUUUUUGUUCAA
This is a messenger RNA of Cuscuta epithymum, 2562 nucleotides long. NCBI's taxonomy places the organism in Eukaryota, Viridiplantae, Streptophyta, Magnoliopsida, Solanales, Convolvulaceae. The record is from the annotation of a GenBank genome assembly.